Molecule: messenger RNA, 675 nt
Organism: Salarias fasciatus (jewelled blenny)
Lineage: Eukaryota; Metazoa; Chordata; Actinopteri; Blenniiformes; Blenniidae
Product: gamma-aminobutyric acid receptor-associated protein-like 2
Exons: 4
Coding region: 152-529 (125 amino acids)
Source: RefSeq, a predicted model, not a curated record
CACAGCUGAGAGCUCCGCGCGACGUUGUUGACGUUUUGUGUUUCCUCGCUUUUUGUGCGUUUUGAGCGCAUCACGCAGACUUCGGCCGCGGAUCCAGGAGCUCUGCCUCUCCCCGCCAGCACGUCACGCCUCAGUGCGGGAACCAGCAAAGAUGAAAUGGAUGUUUAAAGAGGACCAUUCCCUGGAGCACCGAUGUGUGGAGUCGGCCAAAAUACGCAACAAAUACCCCGACAGAGUACCGGUGAUCGUGGAGAAGGUCUCCGGCUCUCAGAUCGUGGACAUCGAUAAGAGGAAGUACCUGGUGCCCUCGGACAUCACAGUGGCUCAAUUCAUGUGGAUCAUCAGGAAACGCAUCCAGCUGCCUUCAGAGAAAGCCAUCUUCCUCUUCGUGGACAAAACCGUCCCCCAGUCCAGUCUGACGAUGGGCCAGCUGUACGACAAGGAGAAGGAUGAGGACGGCUUCCUGUACGUGGCCUACAGCGGAGAAAACACCUUCGGCUUCAAGACCUUCUAUACGACAAAGGGUUAACACAGCUAGACCACACCGGCUACACACACACACACACACACACACACACACACAAACACACACGAAUACAUACACACACACACACAGCCUUUUACACGUUUAACACUAGUGAUGCAUCCACACAUUUGUUGUUUCCGGUCGACUUU